Molecule: messenger RNA, 1668 nt
Organism: Columba livia (rock pigeon)
Lineage: Eukaryota; Metazoa; Chordata; Aves; Columbiformes; Columbidae
Gene: LAPTM5
Product: lysosomal protein transmembrane 5
Exons: 8
Coding region: 174-950 (258 amino acids)
Cellular component (GO): lysosomal membrane
Source: RefSeq, a predicted model, not a curated record
AAUUUUGCUCACUUUAUUAUUGAGAAAUCAAAGACCUCAUGUGACUUUGUAGAUGACUUAACACAUUUAUAGACCAGGAAGGAAGUGGAGCUGCGCUGUUCGCUUCGCUUUUCUGCGGGGCGGUUGCUGCAAAUUCGACCUCAUUAACUCUCGGCUGUGCAGAGGGACCAGAAAUGACGGUCCAAAUGGCCACCGAGCCCCCCAGAUGCUGCUUCUUCAACAUCACGACAGCAACAGUCGCUCUGGGGAUCUUCCACAUGGUGAUGAGCGUUCUGCUGCUGAUCGAGUACUCCCUGGAGGUGGCGAGCGGGAAAGGCUUCUGCAAAGACCUGGACAAGGAUUACUACAGGAUUGCUGAUGUCAUCACCAGUUUCCUGUUGAUCCUCAUGCUGUUUGUCAUCAGCUUCAACCUCCUCCUCGGUGUGGUGAAGAAGAGGGAACGUCUCCUGAUCCCGUUCCUUGCUCUACAAGUCCUGGACUUUUUCCUCAGCCUCCUGACGAUGUUCAGUUCCUACGUGCAAGUCCCAGCGAUCAUUUCCGUGUCCUCGCUUCGCCACACACAGGGGCACUCCAAGAUCCCUUUCCUGGCCCUGCAGCUGCUGGAUUUCUGCCUGAGCAUCCUCACCCUUUGCAGCUCUUACAUGGAGGUCCCCACCUACCUCAGCCUCAAGUCUUCAGACAACGGGGGCUUUUUGCCAACCCUGGAGAAGUUACCAACAGAGGAAUAUGCCAAAGUGAUGAUCACCUUCACCAUUGCGUUCAUUGCUGUCCUCUUCCUGAAGGCCUACAUGUUCAAAUGUGUCCUGAGCUGCUUUAAGUUUAUUAAAGCCAGCAAGAGAGAGGAGGUAAAAGUUGACCCACAAGCAGUUGAAAAGGCUGUGCUGCCAUCGUAUGAUGAAGCCUUAGAGCUGACUUGCAAGGAUUCCCCACCGCCCUACGUCGCAAUCUAAGCUCCACUCAUGGAGAGGAGACACCUCUGUUGCUGCUGGUGCCUCUUCCCCCUUCUGUCAGAUAGUCAGCCUCAUUGACAAGCCCUAACUUUAUAGCAGUAUCAUGCUUAUUCCAAUCACCUCACUCUAUGAGCCUACAAAGAGUGAUGUUGAACCCCUGGAGCUGGAGCCUUGCCCUACACUGGCAGUUUUGACGUGGUAUAAUACUAUCAAGCUGCAAUGCUAAUUUUAAUUAACCUGGCACCAGGCACCACGGAGGUUCCCAUCACGGGCCUCUGACAUCUGGCUAAUGUGAGACGUAGGCACCGGCCUAAAUCCCUUGUCAGGCUUGCUUUAUGCCAGCAAGAUGUUGUUCCUCAUCUGUCUCACAUCUAACUCAGCAGCUGAGACACAUAGGAAGCGGAAUGGGGGCAAAAAAGGCAAGAACCUUUUCAUUGAGAUAGUCCAACCCUGCAGCUACGCUACCCAGCAUAUUUGAAUGAGGACCCUGCAGGAAAGGGAUCAGCCAAAGAAGGAAGAUCUCAACCGAACGACGAUGCAGCUCUCAUCCUGUCUGCCUACGAUGAUGAUUAAUAGUGUGUACUCCAGAAUAUACAACAUGCAGGAAUUGUCACAGUAUUGCUCUGCCGUUUUAGACCUGAGUGUUUACAUUAUUUGUUUUGCUUUUAGUGUGACUUGAGAGAUGAGUUUCAAUAAAAGAAAAAGUUAAUGGCUUCAA